AAAAGAGAUCAGAGACUUAGGUAACCGCCAUGAAAGGAAUUCUUAUUCUCUUCUCUCUUGUUAUACCUCUGUGUGGAUUUACAGCUACAAGAGCUGAAGUUAUAACGCUAACACCGGAUACCUUCUCCGACAAGGUGAAGGAGAAGGAUAUUUUGUGGUUUGUGCAAUUCUGUGUUCCAUGGUGUAAGCAUUGUAAGAACUUGGGUUCAUUGUGGGAGGACCUAGGAAGGGCCAUGGAUGGGGAAGAUGCAAUAGAGAUAGGACAAGUUGACUGCUCCACAAGCAAACCAGUUUGUACCAAAGUUGACAUCCAUUCAUAUCCUACAUUUAAGCUCUUUUAUGAUGGAGAAGAAGUUGCAAAAUAUCAGGGCUCUAGGGAUGUUGAGUCUCUGAAAACAUUUGUGUUAGAAGAAGCAGAGAAAGCAGCAGCAAAAGCACAUCUCGAUAGUGAUAAAGAGUUGUGAUGAUCUGUAAGAAUUCAUGCUGGACUAAGGAGUGACUAUAUUCCUCUUCUAUAGAAAUGUAUCUUAGAAGUCUUGGCAACUUUAACCUGGAUGAGGCAAAAACACGGAGGAUCAAACUGACAA
Telopea speciosissima is the source of this 587-nucleotide messenger RNA. Its product is annotated as protein disulfide-isomerase 5-1-like. Gene Ontology annotation, molecular function: protein disulfide isomerase activity. The record is from RefSeq and is a predicted model, not a curated record. Gene Ontology annotation, biological process: protein folding. Lineage: Eukaryota; Viridiplantae; Streptophyta; Magnoliopsida; Proteales; Proteaceae. Bases 30 to 464 code for a protein of 144 amino acids. Gene Ontology annotation, cellular component: endoplasmic reticulum. The transcript has 5 exons.